This is a messenger RNA of Aspergillus puulaauensis, 1755 nucleotides long. RefSeq names its product GMC family oxidoreductase. Lineage: Eukaryota; Fungi; Ascomycota; Eurotiomycetes; Eurotiales; Aspergillaceae. The coding region runs from base 1 to 1755 and encodes 584 amino acids. The record is from RefSeq and is a predicted model, not a curated record. Gene Ontology annotation, molecular function: oxidoreductase activity, acting on CH-OH group of donors; flavin adenine dinucleotide binding. The transcript has 3 exons.
AUGCUAGUUUCCUCCUUUGUUUUUGCGGCACUCUCACUAGGGGUAGCGGCAAGCCGCCCAUAUGAUUAUAUCGUUGUUGGCGGAGGUACCAGCGGAUUGGUCGUUGCCAACAGACUUUCAGAACUGAACAAUGUCACUGUGGCUAUCAUCGAAGCUGGCGGCUCUGUUUUCAACAACUCCGAUGUCACUGAUGUCUUGGGCUAUAGUCUAGCCUUUGGAAGCGAGGUCGACUGGGCCUACCAGACCGAGAACCAGACAUAUUCCGGAGGCCUGAAGCAAACCAUUCGCGCCGGAAAGGCCCUUGGUGGCACGAGUACUAUCAACGGAAUGUCCUACACCCGAGCCGAAGACGUGCAAAUCGAUAAUUGGGAACUUGUUGGAAACAAGGGAUGGAACUGGAAGAGUCUUUUCCCAUACUACAAGAAGUCGGAAGGGUUCCAGGUGCCCACUGCAGACCAAAUUGCUCAUGGUGCUAGUUAUGACGCAAACUAUCAUGGCACGAAGGGGCCUCUGAAGGUCGGCUGGCCCACAGGAAUGACCAAUAGCAGUGUCUUUCCUGUUCUCAACAAGACCUUUGAGAAGCUGGGUGUCCAUUACAACCGCGACUCGGAGGGAGGCCAGAUGGUCGGAUUCACGGUCCAUCCUGACACCGUUGACAGAGAAAACAAUGUCCGCGACGAUGCUGCCAGAGCGUACUACUGGCCAUAUAAAGCUCGGUCUAAUCUGAAAGUAAUCUCCAACACCACUGCCAACAAGAUCAUCUGGGCAGACACCGACAAUGGUGAUGCUGUUGCUAUCGGAGUUGAGGUCACCGGUGCUCAUGGAGUGCAAAAAAUCUAUGCUUCCAAGGAGGUCGUCUUGUCAGCUGGAGCGUUGAGGUCACCAGCGCUUCUUGAGUUGUCCGGCGUUGGAAACCCGGACAUUCUUCGCAAAUAUAAUAUCCCUGUGAAGGUGAACCUCCCCACUGUUGGUGAGAACUUGCAGGAUCAGACGAACAAUGGUCUCUCCUGGGAAGGUAAAGAGACUUGGACUGGCCUUGCGACAUUCUCUGCUCUGCCCUCUGUCAACCAAAUUUACGGUAAAAAUGUCACUGCUUUGGCAUCAUUUGUCAAAGCCAACCUCGCCAGUUAUGCGAAGGCCGUAUCAAAGGCCUCGAACGGCGCAGUGAAAGAGUCCGAUCUCAUGACUGCGUUCAAGCUUCAAUACGAUCUGGUCUUUAAGUCGCAGGUCCCAUAUGCAGAAAUCGUCUUCUCUCCUAGCGGUCAAUCGUUUGCCGCGGGUUUCUGGCCUCUACUUCCUUUCUCGCGGGGUAAUGUUCACAUUAAAUCUGCCAAUGCCUCGCAGAUCCCCGCUAUUAACCCGAACUACUUCAUGUUUGGGCAAGAUGCUGAAGCUCAGGUCGUCGUGGCUCAGUAUAUUCGCAAGACCUUCGGUACUGCACCCCUCAGCGGUAUUGUAGGAGACGAGGUUUCUCCAGGACUCGACGCUCUUCCUGAAACCGCAUCAAACUCCACAUGGAAUAAAUGGGUUAACGCAAACUAUCGCCCCAACUAUCACCCAGUCGGCACUGCCAGCAUGCUCCCGCGAGAGAAUGGCGGUGUUGUUAACACCGAGCUCAAGGUUUAUGGCACUAAGAAUGUCCGUGUUGUUGAUGCCUCCGUUCUGCCUUUCCAGCUCUGCGGACACUUGAUGAGCACUCUCUAUGCAGUGGCUGAGAAGGCUUCAGAUCUGAUCAAGGAGAGCCACACUGCUUAG